ACGAACCAAUCCACGAAGAGAAACAAAAACGACCGUACAUUGGAACAGCGGAUAAGCUGUUAAUUGUUUGGCGCCCUCACGGAAUCCACCAAUGGAUCCAUUCACUGACUUCAAUCCUCCGCCUCCUCCUCCUGUCCCGAGGCACGUGCCACCCACUCGCCCCAACCCCAAUCCCAAAUCCAGCGAGGCAGAGAUUAAAGAUAGUGUAUCUGCUAGGAAAAUUCAAAAGGCGGACCGAGAAAAAUUGAGGAGGGAUAGAUUGAAUGAGCAUUUUGUUGAAUUGGGGAAUACCCUAGAUCCUGAUAGACCUAAAAAUGACAAAGCGACCAUUCUAGCUGACACAAUUCAGCUGCUGAAGGAUUUGACAUCUCAAGUUGACAAACUCAAGGCUGAGUAUGCUACACUGAGUGAAGAAUCUCUUGAGUUGACCCAAGAGAAAAAUGAUCUCAGAGAAGAGAAGGCAUCUCUUAAAUCGGAUAUUGAGAAUCUUAAUAUUCAGUGUCAGCAACGGCUCAGGGCUCCAUACCCAUGGCCUGCUAUGGAUCACUCAUUUAUGAUGGCCCCACCUUCAUAUCCCUUUCCCAUGCCAGUGCCAAUGCCUCCAGGGGCAAUUCCAUUGCAUUCAUCCAUACAGCCAUAUCCCUUUUUUGGAAAUCAGAAUCCUGCAGUCAUUCAUAACCCAUGUUCAACUUUUGUUCCAUGUAUGGCCCCUAAUACCUUGGUUGAUCAGCAGUCCGCCCAGCAUGUUUCUUCUCUUUCACAGCCUGCCAGUCGAUCCCAUGUUUCAGGCGAACAAGAUCUGAAGAAUAAACCUUCAGGGGAGUGCAAGAUUGAGAAAAGCGAAGGUUCUAAUGAUGUUACCACGGACCUUGAAUUGAAGACUCCAGGAUCUACAGCAGAUCAGGAUUUAUCUUCAGGACAAAGAAAGUCCAAAAAAUCCCAGAGGAAGGAAAGCAGUGUUACAGAAAGGAGUUCUUCAAGUAGGUGUUCUUCCUCUCACAGUGUACAGGAUAGCUCAUCCAACAGUGUUGUUGACAGCACAAAGCACGAUGAUUUAGACAAGUUAGAAUGAGCACAAGGAGAGUCAGUUUUGCAACUUUGACAGUGUCUCUAACGUGGCUGUGAUAUUCUUACUUGGACAUAUGCAUGCCUUUUGGCUUGGAAACCAAUGGAGUGCGCGGUGACUAGUUUCUCAGGCUCGGAGCUAAUGUUCCUAGCUUACUUGAUCACCGAUGCGCUGGUGUUUAUAAAAAGACAAAAGAGCAAUGGGAGAAAGGGCUGUCUGGGUUAGGGAGAAUUGUGAUGACAGUUUAAUAAUGGGUGAGGAUAAAGCACAGUACCAGGAAUGCUGCUAGCCUGCUAUCUGGUCUCAAGGUCUGACAAGAGACUUUAUGAAUAAAAAGACUGUGUUACCCUGACAAUGGGGCAACUACGGGCUAAUUCUUAAAAGAAAAAUAUCCAGUAGGCUUCAAGUUAGGAUACCUCGUGCAGAGAGCCUGAGGACCCCAGUCACCAUCAUCGAGUGCUGAAAUGGACUUUACUGUAUCCUCACUCGAUGUCGCUGAUACAGAUGUGUCUGUCUGUGGUUAAACUUGAGUAUUACUACCAUUCCCGAGGAGGAGAUUUGUUGUCAGUAUAAUUAAUUCUAAGAUUCGAAGCUUGGAAUCCCAGCUAGCCUUUCGAGAGAGGGAGGUCUCCUACUUGAACCAAAAUCUGAAUCCCAGCUAGCCUUCAAGUUAGAAUGAUUGUUGAUAUGCCUCAAGCCUCCACUGUAUAAAUCUAAUCCUUGCUAAAAACCAUUCCGGUUCCACCAUUGUCACUUUCCAAAUGCUAGCAGGAGCACCGUGUGUACCAGGUAGUGGUUGUGUAUUAUUGUCUAAUAUCUAUCUACUUAUCUUAAUUAACUUUAAUGUUGGAUAAGGAUACACACCGACCCGGUUAGAUCUUUUUGCCGAUGAUGCGCAACAGAGAAUACUUACACCGAGGGUACGGUGGAAAUGAAGCCUGGUCUAGUAUCUUCCAUCUUGAGAGUUGAAACCGGUGUUUGUUUUAAGAUACUGCUUUGUCGGUUUGGACUUUUUUGUCGAGGAAUUGCUUGAAGCAAAGACAAAAACAGGAGGCAAAUAGGAUCUCAUUGUCUCAACCGUCGCAACUGUUUUUCUUGGAUUUCUGCUGAAACUUCAACAAGGAUGGGGUCGCUUUCCCUUUUUUCUGCUAGCACGACUCUUCCUGUAUGCGGCAGAACCUUCUUGGACUCCACUGCUCCUCCCUGCUGCUACCUGAGAUUUUAGACACCAUGAUAUCUUAGCCUAGCUCACAGCACUCACUUUCUACCCUGAAUGACGAGGAAUUAUGGUUUAAUCUUUCAUGUUCCAGGGGAAGUAUGUCAUGUUCCCAAUUCCUCUAACCCUGCAACCAUGCUAUCGAAGAUUCCCCUUAACAUUAA
Molecule: messenger RNA, 2446 nt
Organism: Populus trichocarpa (black cottonwood)
Lineage: Eukaryota; Viridiplantae; Streptophyta; Magnoliopsida; Malpighiales; Salicaceae
Product: transcription factor bHLH121
Exons: 6
Coding region: 92-1072 (326 amino acids)
Biological process (GO): intracellular iron ion homeostasis
Molecular function (GO): protein dimerization activity; DNA-binding transcription factor activity
Source: RefSeq, a predicted model, not a curated record